This is a messenger RNA of Phalaenopsis equestris, 504 nucleotides long. Its product is annotated as putative protein FAR1-RELATED SEQUENCE 10. The transcript has a single exon. Bases 1 to 504 code for a protein of 167 amino acids. The record is from RefSeq and is a predicted model, not a curated record. NCBI's taxonomy places the organism in Eukaryota, Viridiplantae, Streptophyta, Magnoliopsida, Asparagales, Orchidaceae.
AUGGACUUAAUUUGUGCAAAUGUGCAGCCAUGUGAGCAGAUAAUUGUUUGCAGUGAUCCAAUUGCAAAGAAGUUUCUUAGCAUCAUUGUCCACAAUGAGCAAAAAGCUUAUGAAAUCUAUUGUGCAUAUGCACAUCAUGUAGGUUUCAGUGUUCGGAAGGACCAUAAUAGUUGUUGGUCGAAUCCGAAGAAAAGGAAGACCAAAGAUUUUCUUUGCGGAAAAGCUGGUCACAAGAAGGACUCAAACCUUAUGAAUACAGUAAAGUACAAAAAGCCAGACACGAUGACUGGUUGUCAAGCUAUGGUGCGAUAUGCAGUUGACCUUAAAGGCAACUGGACAGUAAAUAAAUUCAUUAAAAGUCACAAUCAUCAUUUGGUUGAAUGUAGUGAUAAGCAUCUUCUUCCUUCCGGUAAAAAGAUAACGAACUUAAAUGCUGAUGUCCUGAGAUCAAUGACAGGAUCUGGGAUUGGAAUAACGAAUGCAUAUAACUUCUUUGUUACAUAG